AUGAAGCUUGCCUCUGCCCUUGUUGCUGGCCUAGCCACGGCUUCAGCUGAACCUCUCACCAAGGUUGCUCGAUCUGUAAAGCCCACCAAAGUGAAACUCAACAAUUGGUGGGACGGUACCGACUACCAGUGGUACGGCAAGAUCUCUGUCGGUACUCCUGAGGAAGAAUUCAACCUCCUCUUCGACACCGGCUCUACAGACCUCGUCCUGCCCAAGAAAGGAUGCACAUCCUGCAGCAACUACACCACCUAUGACCCUUCAAAGUCUUCCACGUACUCCAAGGAGCCCAACUACCAGUACGAGGCUAGCUAUGGUACUGCUGGCAACGCCGAGCCCCUGGCCAAACCUGUCACCAUGCAAGGCCGAAUCGUCACGGACGUGGUCACCAUUGGCGACGCUACAGCCGAGAACCAGACCUUUUUCCUAAGCGAAGAGUAUCCCAAAGAGCUUGGCGAGAACCCUCUAGGCCCCAACAUCGAUGGCAUCUUUGGUCUCGGUCCCCCGGGGGCAUCUGUGUUUAACCACGAGUUUAACAAGACCUUUACGACUACUUUUUGGAACCUUGUUAAAUCGGGACAACUUCCGCCAGUAUUUUCACUGUUUCUCAACUCUGGCCGUGGUUCUGCCUCUGGUGAAGCCACACUUGGUGGUAUCGACUCUUCCAAGUAUGAAGGAGAGUUGACCAAGGUCCCAUUCAACGCUACUGUUACAGCAUUGGUCGGAGAGUGGUUUAUCGACAAUCCUACCUUUUACAUCGACAAGAAAUCCGUCAAGAACUCGGCCACAGGCAAGCCAUUCACUCAGGCUGUGUCUCUUCUCGACACUGGUACCGCGUUCGUCAUGGCGCCAGAUCACCAAACUGCCAAGGAUAUGUAUGCUGCAAUCAGCCCUGAGAUCAAGCUCCUCGACAAGCUUGGCGUCUGGGGAGCUCCCUGCGAUGUGAUGAAGAAGCUCGAGCCGGAAUUAACUUUUACUGUUGGAUCUGGUGACAAAAUGGUCAACCUCACCAUGCCCGCGGAUGCCUUCAACUUGGGAGAACAUCCCGAUCACCCCGGAAAGUGUCAGGGUGUCAUUCUUCACUCUCCUGAGCCUAUCAGUGAGCUUGCAACCGUGUGGGUGAUUGGAAGUCCUGUUCUGAAGGGCUACUACACUGUCUGGGAUGGUCAGAACCUGGAGCUUGGAGUGGGAAUUCUGAAGGAAUCUACUGGCAAUGCUACAGAGACCAGCUCUCCGGCAAGCACACCUACCUCUGAGGCUGGAGUUUUGGCACCUUACUGGGGGCUUUUUGCGGUCUUGGCCGGAGUAUUCUUUAUCUAG
Messenger RNA from Fusarium keratoplasticum, 1317 nucleotides. Its product is annotated as Peptidase A1 domain-containing protein. The record is from RefSeq and is a predicted model, not a curated record. Gene Ontology annotation, cellular component: fungal-type vacuole. Gene Ontology annotation, biological process: proteolysis. Lineage: Eukaryota; Fungi; Ascomycota; Sordariomycetes; Hypocreales; Nectriaceae. Bases 1 to 1317 code for a protein of 438 amino acids. The transcript has 2 exons. Gene Ontology annotation, molecular function: aspartic-type endopeptidase activity.